Messenger RNA from Polyodon spathula (Mississippi paddlefish), 3629 nucleotides. Its product is annotated as protocadherin-20-like. Lineage: Eukaryota; Metazoa; Chordata; Actinopteri; Acipenseriformes; Polyodontidae. Gene Ontology annotation, molecular function: calcium ion binding. Gene Ontology annotation, cellular component: plasma membrane. Gene Ontology annotation, biological process: homophilic cell-cell adhesion. The transcript is spliced from 2 exons. The record is from RefSeq and is a predicted model, not a curated record. Bases 97 to 2784 code for a protein of 895 amino acids.
UACAAGAAAGCUGUAGUCUGUAUGUAUCGGUGACAGUGGUCUUUUUUUUUUUUUUUUUUUUUUUUUUUUUUUUUAGUAUAAUACAAGUAAGAAAACAUGUUCCAGAGAAUCACCUCCAGCCUUCGCGCACAAGGAAUAUUACAGGGGUUAUUUAUUCUUCUGCUGUUCAUUGGACCUUUCAACUGCUUUUCAACUUACAGCCAAACCAAUGAAAUCAUUUAUACAAUAAAUGAAGGAUUACCCAAGGGAACACUAAUAGGAAACAUUGGAGCGGAUUUAAAGUUGGAUUUCUCUGCUGAUCCCCCUCUUUCAUUCAAUCUGGUGUCAAAGAAGAUCAGUGGUCAGUAUGUGAACCUAAAUAACACUACUGGGGAACUGUACGCAGCUGCCAUCGAAAUUGACAGAGAAGCCCUUUGUCUAGAAAAUUCUGACAAUCAGGCUUGUAUCUUAUCUUUUGACAUUCUCAUCCUACCACAGCAAUAUUUCAGAUUGGUGAAAGUUAAAAUCAUAGUAAAAGAUGUCAAUGACAAUUCACCCAGAUUUCCUGCUUCUGAGAUUCAAGUUUUUGUUCCAGAAAAUGCCAAGAUCAAAUCAAGAUUUGUAAUCGAGCACUCUGCUGUCGACCCUGACACUGGCAUUCAUGGAGUACAGAUGUAUUGGCUGCGUAACGAUUAUGGAGUAUUUACCUUGGAUGUGGAAGAAAAUGAAAAUGGUGACCUAACACCCUUCUUGAUUGUGAUAGGUUCCCUUGACAGAGAAAGCAAGGAUGAAUAUGUAACUGAUAUAAUAGCAGAGGAUGGAGGAACUCCACAGCAUUUAGGAACAGCUACCCUGAAAAUAAUCAUAACAGAUGUGAAUGACAAUUGUCCUGUAUUUACUGAAUCCCAAAUUAAUGUAACAAUAUAUGGAAAUGCUACCAAUGGAGCCCAUGUUACCAGAGUUCACGCCUUCGAUCCAGAUUUGGGGUCUAAUGCCCAAAUAUCAUACUCUUACAGUGAAAGGGUGCCCCAGGCCUCCAAGGCUUUAUUUAAUCUUGAUACUAAUUCAGGGGUCAUUAAAAUCAGUGGUAUAAUAGAUGGUAACACUGCUCAGCGUCAUAAACUAACAGUACUUGCAAAUGGACUUGGUUGUAUACCAGUCGUGACAUGUGUGACAGUGAACAUAAUAAAAGUGUUUUUCAAUCCUCCAGUCGUGGUGCCACGCUAUAUAGCUUCUGUGGUAGAUUGCACAGUGUAUUUGAAGGAAUCAGAGCCAUCCUACUCACCAAUAGCAUUUUUCACUAUAAAGGAUCUAGAUCAAAAGCAAAUGGUAGAUUGCCAUCUGGAAGGUGAUGGACCUUUCAGGUUAUCAACUUACAAGACAUUUAUUAAUGAAUAUUUGUUAGAGACUACAGAGACUUUGGACUAUGAGUUAAAACAAAACUAUGAGUUGACAGUAGUUGCUAAGAACUCCCAGGGUCUUGUUGUAAAAACCGUCAUCAAGGUGCAACUAAUAGAUGUGAAUGAUAACUCUCCUGUUUUUAAGGAGUCUUUGAUUCGUUUAUUACUGGAAGAAAACAACGCUCCUAAUACAUUCCUGACAAAACUACAUGCGACAGAUGAAGACAGUGGAGAAAAAAGUCAAGUGUUGUAUAUUCUAGGGUCUGAUGCUCCUUCAGUUUUCACAUUGGACAAAGUUUCUGGAGUUCUUAUGGUUACCACAUCUCUGGACAGAGAAGAAAGGGAUGAGUACAGAUUUACAGUUAGAGCUGUGGAUUGUGGCUCACCACGUAUGGAAUCCAUAGCUACUGUAAUCAUCACAGUGCUCGACAGGAAUGAUAACAGCCCACGAUUUAUCAACAAGGAUUUCAGCUUUUUUGUACCAGAGAACAUCCCAGGUUUUGGAGAAAUUGGAGUUAUUUCAGUGAGCGAUGCUGAUUCAGGAAAGAAUGGGUUGGUCGCUCUAUCUAUUGUUAAUGGCAGCGACAUUUUUGUCAUUGACACAGGGAAAGGGGUAUUAAGGGUCAAAGUGCCUUUGGAUAGAGAACAAAAUAGUUCUUACUUGAUUUGGAUAGAGGCUGUAGAUGGUGGAGAGCCUGCCCUCUCAUCUAGCACUAUGAUUACGGUUUUGCUUUUGGACGUCAACGACAAUCCACCUUUGGUUUUGUUUCCUCAAUCUAAUCUGUCGUAUAUGCUGGUGCUACCAACAACUCUUCCAGGCUCCUCCAUAACAGAAGUAUAUGCAGUAGACAAAGACACAGGAAUGAAUGCAGUGAUAGCCUACAACAUCAUUGGAAGAAAGGGGCCUCAGCCCGAGUCAUUUGAAAUCGACCCUGGUACAGGCAACAUCACUUUGCAGAAAACACUGAAGCAGAAUGAUUGUGGCUUGUACAGACUACUCGUUAAAGUCAGCGAUCAUGGACAACCAGAGCCUCUUCAUUCAACAGUUAUGGUUAACCUAUAUGUCAAUGAGACAUUAAACAAUGAGAGCUUUAUAGAAAGUUUACUGAGAAAAGAACCUGACAUCACUGUGGAGCAAGUGCCACCAGAACGAUUGGCAGAGCCUGCUAAGAGAAAGUUAGAACAGUUUCCCUGUGUUCCUGUAUUAAUAUCACUUUCGGCUGCAUGUCUAGGGCUUCUGUUAAUAGUGAUUCUAAUGUCUGCCUGCAUCUGCUUAAGGAAACAAAAGAAGCACAAACAUAAAGAAAAAAGAUUGGAAGUAGAGAUACCAUUAAAUACAAACAAGGAUUUCCAGGCAAAAGAAAAAAAAGAUGAUGGAGAUUUUCAAUAUAUGAUACACCACUAAGCUGAAAUCAGGUUUGCAAAGCUCUGUCAGUUAAUCUAUGUUGGGAGUAUUAUUUAACUUGAAGGUAACUGUAUAUAAAAUGGCAACAAAAUAGGUUAUAUUAAGAUGCAUAUUGUAUAUAAAUGUUUGUAAUUUUAUAAUAAAGGUAAUAUUAUGGAAUAGUUUAGUGGGACGUAUGUUUUUGCUAGCUGUUUUUGCUUCUGUGCCUGAGAAUUCUGGAUGAGGUAAUCAGAGGAUUCGUUUUUAAAUCUUUACUUAAUGCAUUCCAUUUAGGCAUUUUCCUUUCCACAACAAGUGAAUUGUUUUGAUCAAAAUCCAGUUUUCACAGUUCCACCAGUAAGCCUAAAAGUGCCUUGAAUCAAUCCUCAUUAAAAUGCCCACAGGUAAAACUUCAGAGAAAGUGAUAAAUAUAGUCUUGUGGAAAAGGCAGAGCUUGUAAAAUAUUCAAUUAGUUGAAGACAGUACAAAGUAGUUGUUUGGAUUGUUACUAUUGUUCCUGCUUUUUGGCUCUCUCUCACUUCAAGAGGCUAUCAAAAGGAAAUGCAUUUUGCCCAUGAACAGAGCAAGGGCAGUUUAAGAUAUUUUCAUGUGGUUGUGCUGUUUAAUUGCAAUGCUCCUGAUUACAGCAUGUUUGGGGGUUCCACGUGCUUUCUUUAUUUGAGAAUAUUUGGAUACAUUAUAGUAGGAAUAUUUUGUAUACAUAAGAACUUCAUUUUUUCCUUUGUUUUCUAUCAUUUUAAAUCAGGUAUUUCCAGAUUGUGAUGUGCGUAAUCCAUUGGCUGUUGAAGUUAUGCACACUUUGCCACAGGCUAAUCUGGUCUAAUGUGGAUUGUUUUUUAAUGUAA